AUGUUCGUCAAAUCCGAGACUCUGGAGUUGAAGGAGGAAGAGGAGGUGCUGAUGCUGCUGGGCUCGGCUUCCCCUGCCUCGGCGACCCUGACUCCGAUGUCCUCCAGUGCGGAUGAGGAGGAGGACGAGGAGCUGCGGCGGCCUGGCGCCGUGCUUGGGCAACGUGGGGCGGAACCCGGGCAGGGGGUGCAGGGCAGUCCGGCGUCGGGUGCUGGGGGUUGCCGGCCAGCGAGGCUGCUGGGCUUGGUGCAUGAGUGCAAGCGGCGCCCCUCGCGCGCCAGGGCCGUCUCCCGGGGAGCCAAGACGGCGGAGACAGUGCAGCGCAUCAAGAAGACCCGCAGGCUGAAGGCCAACAACCGCGAGCGCAACCGCAUGCACAACCUGAACGCGGCGCUGGAUGCGUUGAGGGAGGUGCUGCCCACCUUUCCGGAAGAUGCCAAGCUCACCAAGAUCGAGACGCUCCGCUUCGCCCACAAUUACAUCUGGGCGCUCACUGAGACCCUGCGCCUGGCGGACCACUGCGCCGGCGCAGGCGGCCUCCAGGGGUCGCUCUUCUCCGAGGGGGUGCUGUUGAGCCCGGGAGCCGCGCUCAGCGCCAGCGGGGACAGCCCUUCGCCCGCCUCCUCCUCCUGGAGCUGCACCAACAGCCCUGCGUCGUCCUCCACCUCCACGUCUCCAUACAGCUGCACUUUGUCGCCCGCCAGCCCCGGGUCAGAUGUGGACUACUGGCAGCCCCCACCUCCGGAUAAGCAUCGUUAUGCACCUCACCUGCCCGUCACCAGGGACUGUAUCUAGAGCCGCGAGCUUCC
Molecule: messenger RNA, 809 nt
Organism: Microtus ochrogaster (prairie vole)
Lineage: Eukaryota; Metazoa; Chordata; Mammalia; Rodentia; Cricetidae
Gene: Neurog2
Product: neurogenin 2
Biological process (GO): sensory organ development; forebrain development; positive regulation of transcription by RNA polymerase II
Cellular component (GO): nucleus
Molecular function (GO): DNA-binding transcription factor activity, RNA polymerase II-specific; E-box binding; protein dimerization activity
Source: RefSeq, a predicted model, not a curated record